AUGACUCCUGGGGACAGUCUGGGCUCCUUCCAGGCUGCUGGUGGGGAAGAGGAUGAGGAGGGUGAGGGGUUCACGGUGCCAAGUGGCUAUGCCCCCACUACUAGGCCUGCCUUAGGGUACCGGGAACUACCACAGCCCCAGCCCCCGUGCCUCAAAGUCCACUUUCAGGGCCUGCAUGAUUCUCUCUCAGACAAUACUGCUUAUCCUUGGCUGAUGCAAGGUCGGGCAGCUGUUUGUAUGAAGUUCAUGUGGGGGGCUGGGGUGUCGAGCCUGGAGAGAUUAAGGAGAUCCAAGCUGGCAGGCCUGUUGCUCUGGCCUAGUGUCAGCCUCUCCAGCUGGCCCCAGUGGAAGAGCUCGACUUCACCCCAGAUCCUGACGUACAGCUUCCCCGCGGCAUCACACCACAGGGCCCAGGGCCAGCCCCAACCAACCCCUCCACCCAGCCCUGAUUCCUCGGAAGCCUGGGAAGGAAAUUUCAAUAAUUGGGAACCAAACCGGCUCUAUAAAAGCAGCCCGCGCGGCGCCGGGCGCCCAAAGAGCAGACGCUUUCGCACUGCCGGGCUGCGCACAAGGUCCCCAGCGCGGGAACAGACGCAGCGGGAACCCCGGCGGCGCGCCGGCCCUGUCCCCGGCCCGGCCCCUGCCCCUGCCCCUGUCCCGCCCCCGCCACGCGCGAUGUCCCGCAGCCUGCACGCCGCCGCCGCCGUCCUCCUGCUCCUCUGCUUACGGGAACAGCCGGCAGCCCCGGCCCCGCUCCACGGAUCCAAGUGGAGCUAUUUUGGGCCCGAUGGGGAAAAGAGCUGGUCUAAGAAGUACCCAGCAUGUGGGGGUAUGCUACAGUCUCCGAUAGACCUGCAUAGUGACAUUCUCCAGUACGACGCCAGCCUUGCGCCCCUGGGGUUCCAAGGCUACAAUAUUUCUGCCAACGAGCAGUUUAUCCUGACCAACGACGGCCAUUCAGUGAGGCUGAACCUGACCCCGGACAUGCACCUCCAGGGCCUCCGGUCCCGCUACACUGCCACACAGCUGCACCUGCAUUGGGGGAACCAGAAUGACCCGCACGGCUCCGAGCACACUGUCGGUGGGAAGCACUUUGCCGCAGAGCUGCAUAUCGUCCACUAUAACUCAGACCUGUACCCCAACGCCAGCAGCGCCAGUAACAAGUCAGAGGGCCUCGCCGUCCUAGCUGUUCUCAUAGAGAUAGGCUCCUUCAAUCCGUCUUAUGACAAGAUCUUCAAGCACCUUCAAGAUGUAAGAUACAAAGGCCAAGAGGUGCUCAUUCCAGGUUUCAGCAUUGAAGAGCUGCUCCCCGAGAGGCCCGAUGAGUACUACCGCUACAAAGGGUCCCUGACCACACCCCCUUGCCACCCCACAGUGCUCUGGACAGUUUUCCGGAACGCUGUGCAAAUUUCCCAGGAGCAGCUGCUGGCUUUGGAGACUGCUCUGUACUACACAUAUGUGGAUGACCCAUCCCCCAGAGAAAUGGUCAACAACUUCCGGCGGGUCCAGGAGUUUGAGGAGAGGCAGGUGUACAUCUCUUUCCGACAAGUGCAAGACCUUACGUAUGCAGGACUGAGUCUGGGCAUCAUCCUUUCAGUGGUCCUGGCUGGCGUUCUGGGCAUCUGUGUUGUACUGGCAGUGUCCAUUUGGCUUUUCAGAAGAAAGAAGAGUAGCAAAAAAAGUGACAACAAAGGAGUCAUUUACAAACCAGCCAUCAAGAAGGAGACUGAAGCCCAUGCCUGAGGCCCCAGAACUCUCAGGCACACCCAAGGAAAGACUUUGCUUUGGACACUACACACUGUGGCUCCCUAAACAUUUGAAAUACUUAAGGGUUCUCUGAAGCCCAACCCACAAAUGCCCCAGACCCAUGGGGGGCCUGUAGGUGGGUGCCCUGCCAUCCUGAUGCCACGGCCACUGCCAGCACGAUCUGUGGAUGG
This is a messenger RNA of Lontra canadensis (Northern American river otter), 1937 nucleotides long. It is a transcript of the gene CA12, whose product is annotated as carbonic anhydrase 12. The transcript is spliced from 14 exons. NCBI's taxonomy places the organism in Eukaryota, Metazoa, Chordata, Mammalia, Carnivora, Mustelidae. The coding region runs from base 1 to 1743 and encodes 580 amino acids. Gene Ontology annotation, molecular function: carbonate dehydratase activity; zinc ion binding. The record is from RefSeq and is a predicted model, not a curated record. Gene Ontology annotation, cellular component: plasma membrane.